Messenger RNA from Ooceraea biroi (clonal raider ant), 6559 nucleotides. RefSeq names its product Resistant to dieldrin (gene Rdl). Gene Ontology annotation, biological process: monoatomic ion transmembrane transport. Gene Ontology annotation, molecular function: extracellular ligand-gated monoatomic ion channel activity; GABA-A receptor activity. Lineage: Eukaryota; Metazoa; Arthropoda; Insecta; Hymenoptera; Formicidae. Gene Ontology annotation, cellular component: membrane. The record is from RefSeq and is a predicted model, not a curated record.
GAGAAAUCCUUUCUGAGGGUGUGGUUCUGCAGCUAUCGCAAAGAUAUUGCGUGAUUCGACCAAGGUCGUCACCAUACAUUGCUUCGCGUGAUUCAGCGCUGCACCAAGUGAUUACGUACGGAGUUGGUCAACCCGCUGAGCCAAGCGGAAAUCGUUGUCCGGCUCUGCCGAAUUGCUCCACUUAGCGGGACCGGAAUCGGCUGCUGCUGCUGCUGCUGCUGGUCCGUUGUGCCCGUUAGAUCGGGCUCUCGUAGGUAAUGCGGAGCCGUAUCAGCCCGCGGAUUCAAGGGCCGUUUGUUUGGCUGACCGAGACCAUCCGUAUCUACUGACCCGUUAAGUCAAGAACAGACCCGCUGCACUUUAUGCCUCGAGACCCUCGGGCGUAUCUACUCCUUCGCGACCGUGUACGUCAUGCAGGCUGCUACAAUAUCUUCCCUCUCGAAUCUUGUCUUUGAAACCGUGCUAACAGCAGUGUUGUUUCAAGAUUGCACGUGUGUGCGACCAUGUAAAAGACCGCAGCAGAGUAUUCUAGCAGAAUAACGAUUUCACCAACUGCUGAGGAUCGUUAUUGCUUAUAUUGUUGUCGUCUAACAACAAGAUUACUGUAUUAUUUGCAACGAGGAUUAUUGAGAUAAUUAUUUUUAAACAUUGAUUGAGAUCGUAACAAUUCUAGCUGUAAAUGAAGAAAAUAAUACGAAAAGAUUUUUAAGUACUGACUUUCGUGCACGAUUUUUUUUUCUGGAUGGAGAUGCGAGAUAACAUCGAGGCCUCUCGGAUAACAUUCUCGUUUGUUUGCAGAACCGGCGGCGGCAGUAUGCUAGGCGACGUGAACAUCUCCGCGAUACUGGACUCCUUUUCCGUCAGUUACGAUAAAAGAGUAAGGCCGAACUACGGAGGUCCGCCCGUGGAGGUCGGCGUCACCAUGUAUGUCCUCAGCAUCAGCUCCGUGUCCGAGGUGUUGAUGGACUUCACGUUGGAUUUUUACUUCCGACAAUUCUGGACGGAUCCGCGACUCGCGUUCAAGCCGCGAACGGGUGUGGAGACGCUCAGCGUUGGCUCAGAAUUCAUCAAGAACAUUUGGGUACCAGACACCUUCUUCGUCAACGAGAAGCAGUCGUACUUUCACAUCGCUACCACCAGCAACGAGUUCAUUCGUAUUCACCAUUCGGGCAGCAUCACGCGUAGCAUACGCUUAACGAUUACAGCAUCGUGUCCCAUGAACUUGCAAUAUUUCCCGAUGGACCGGCAACUGUGCCAUAUCGAGAUCGAGAGCUUUGGAUACACAAUGCGCGAUAUUCGGUACAAAUGGAACGCCGGCCUACAGUCGGUCGGCAUCUCGAACGAGGUGGAACUACCGCAGUUUCGCGUGCUCGGUCACAGGCAACGACAGACAACCAUACACCUAUCUACAGUCGGAUACACGAUGAGGGACAUCCGGUACAAGUGGAACGAGGGCCCGAACAGCGUCGGGGUCAGCAACGAGGUCUCCCUGCCUCAAUUCAAGGUCCUCGGUCACCGCCAACGUGCCAUGGAGAUUAGUCUUACCACCGGGAAUUACUCGCGGCUGGCCUGCGAGAUCCAGUUCGUACGGUCGAUGGGCUACUACCUGAUCCAGAUCUACAUACCCUCGGGGCUGAUUGUCAUAAUAUCGUGGGUGAGCUUUUGGCUAAACCGAAACGCGACCCCCGCUCGGGUGGCCCUCGGAGUAACCACUGUGCUCACUAUGACGACCCUAAUGUCCUCGACGAACGCGGCGCUACCAAAGAUCUCCUACGUCAAGUCCAUCGACGUCUAUCUGGGCACCUGCUUCGUCAUGGUCUUUGCCUCGUUGCUCGAGUACGCCACGGUGGGCUAUAUGGCGAAGAGGAUUCAGAUGCGGAAGAACCGCUUCCAAAAGAUCGCCGAGAGCAUGAAGGCCGCGAGCGAGAACCCAGGACCGCCGCGCGUGCCCGGCGAUCAUGGCGAUCACGCGCCUAAGCAAACUGAGGUGCGGUUCAAGGUGCACGACCCAAAGGCACACAGCAAAGGUGGGACACUCGAGAACACCAUAAACGGCCGCGCCGACGAAGAAUCGGCGGGCGCGCCGCAACAUCUUAUUCACCCUGGCAAGGAUAUCACCAAGCUCUACGGUAUGAGUAGACCAUGCAUCACGCCGUCGGACAUCGACAAGUAUUCACGCAUCGUGUUCCCGGUGUGCUUCGUCUGCUUCAACCUGAUGUACUGGAUCAUUUACCUCCACAUCAGCGACGUGGUCGCGGACGAUCUCGUACUGCUCGAGGAGGCAAAGUAAACGGCGACGUCGCGGCGCUCCGGAUCGAGAAGAGGACCCGGCCGAGCGGGAGGAGUGCGGGCGCGAGCACUCGCCAAACGACGAGAGGACGAGGGCCGGAAGUCGCGAGAAGCCAGAACAAGAGCGGCAAGACUUCGACGUGGGCGGAGUAGCUGAAGUAGUAGCUGAGUACCAGCGAGCGGCGGAAGACAUUCGCUCGAAACGCGCGCCUAGCUCGAGGACGAGUAGUCUCGCUUGGUCACGACCGCGAGUAGCAGCGGGUGGAGUAAGGGCAGCCACGCGGCCGGUGCCUACUACUCUCGCUAACCGACCAGCGAGUAAAAACGGACGAACGCAACCGCCCAUGGUCUGGCGCGCUGGCUAGCCAACCGCGCCCUUUGACCACCGCGCGGCGUCGUGGCUACUGAUGGCCAGUGCGCGAGUAGCAGUCCUCGCGCGUCGAUCAGCAGCUACUAGAUAAGCGCUAGCGUCUGAGCUGGUCCGUCGCGCUCUCCACGCCUUCGUUAAGGAUUCGGCACGUUGCGCGCGACACGCGUAGGCAUGCAUGUCGCGGAAAACGGACGUAAGCAGGAGCUCAACACCUCGAAGGCGAAUCCACGAGCAUACAUACCAUAAAACAUUGCCAGUCUAGGUAUCUCUAGGUCUUAAACUAACGGAGAAAAUACCUUCGAUAUAAAAACUUGUCAAUUUAGCCACCAUUACAUAGUAACGUUAACUAACGCUAAGGACGACACCGUGACUCGUCGGUUUGAGACUCGUCUGCGACGAUUGAAUCGGAGCCGGCUUGAGGAUGAAAAAAUAUAGAAUUAUUGACGUUCGUCGAGGUCGAGGGAGGAUCGUCGCUCUGAUGCCGUCAGCAGCGCUCGAGCGCGGAGGAAACGUAGCGGAAAUCGCGUGGUGGCAUGUGUGCGUCUGUAUGCGAGCGAGCGAGCGAAAGAACGAGAGAGAGAGAAAGAAAGUGCGAUCGAGAGCGAGAGCGAAUGAGCGCGUGUGAUGAUAUGAGUGCGCGAGUAGGAGCGGGUGCGUUAGGAACCGAGCAUAACGACGGGGGCGGAAAAGUUCAUAUUCCGAACGAAGAUAAACGAUGUACUAUCGGAGACUGGUGCGACUUAUUGUUUAAGUAAGUACACAGAGUAAUAUAUAAGUAUAUAUGUAUAUUAACGUAAUAAAAAAGAGAGGCGCGCGCGCGCGUACGCGGCCGCGUUAGGUACGCGCGCGUAUUCAUACUAGACACACGUGCGUGCACACGUGCGUACGCGGAACAAUGCGUGCGUAGUACAUGUAUAUGUAGGUACGUCGAUGCAUCGCGAGGGGAUUCACGCGGGGGUGCGUUCGCGCGAAAACCCGAGAGGCGGAAACGCGAGAUGGGGCAAUGCGACACGAGACGCCCACGACGAGAGAGCGGUUCCGGUUUCGCGGUGGCGGCUACGCUCCGCUCGGCAUCCGCAUUUGUUUGGAUUAUCGCCAAGUCGACACGGCCGACACGGUCGCCUUUCAUUUCGUAGGACUUUUGUACGAUUUUUAACGCGCGCGACUUCUCUCCAUUUCUGUAUACGUGACAAGAGACCCGGCGUCGCCGCCACGGCGAGAUCGCGCGGCGAUCUCGUCACUCGUCCGAGGGCGUCUUCCGUACGUGCGUGUGCACGUGGCUCAAUCCGGGAGUAUUCUUAGCUCGUAACUUACGUAGUCGCGACUGUUUUACGUAGGGUAACUCCCGGGACGUACGACGAUUAUAGAUCGGACGUAAGGAACGCUCCAAUCGAGUCGAAAACUCGAGGCGGACCGGCGAACCAAGGCAGAAGGCAACUCGGCGCGCGCGUUCGACGUCUACUUUCGCUUGAGGGGAGGAUUCCGUUAUCUGGAAUUUAUUAUCUAAGUGGAUUGCGUUUUUAGCCUCCGUUAGUAAUCUUAAUGGUCUUGUUAUCUCGUUCUGUUUCGUCGCUGCAGCGACGAGUUUUUGUCAAUUUAAUUAACGUUGAUUGCGCGGUGCUCCACUUUCCCAUUUCGGAUGUCGCGCAACCCGCUGCUCGCACUUUCUGAAAUCUCGUUCACGAACGUCGAUCACUUGCAAGAAGUUUCCAAAACGUACACUUGAAGCUUCUUCCUUUUAUAUACCGGUUGCCCCAGUAACCCAGAACAAUGUCCCUUUUCGAAUCCCUUUUGUAAUCGGUUAUUUAACGAGAAUUGAAUCAACGUAUUUGAUUAUUAAUCUUGAUAAUUAUAUCUCAAAUUGUGAUCUCGUAAAAUGGAAUUUCAUUUUAAAUAAAAAAAUACAGUUUCCAUUAUUGGUUAUUAUCUAAAUCAUUUUAUUCGUCAGCAUUUUUUAAUGUUCUCCAGGGUGUUUAAUUCAAGACUGACUGAACGAUAUUUUUUUCGACCUGAUUUUUAAUAUCUAUUGCCUGAGAAAGGCGCGCAACUUCUAAAGCUCUCUAUAUAUACACACACAUACACAUGCGCGUUCUCUUUUUGCUGGCCUUCUCUCUCGUAGCGGCUGACUGCAAGCUGCGACGUGGAAGCUUGCCAUUCAGGAUAUCGACCAGCUGACACGCCCAACCCCAACCCUCCGGCUCUUUCCCGCCCGUUCUACGCUUUCGCCCUUGUGCUCCUCUCGUCUCCCCCAUUCUCUCUUCCUCCAUUCUGCCCCGCAAUCGCCAAACAGUCCGUUUACCAGGCGCUUCUGUCAGUCGCGCAUUUAAUAAGGAGCUCCCUGCCUCAGUACCCCGCGAGAAUUCUUUAUGAAAGUAGGUAAUCCCAGUCGGAGAUUCUGCCUUGGACCGCCAUCCACAUUCGAGAGAAACGAAGGAGGGUUGGCCGUAUGCGAGCGUCACGUUCCACCAAUACGACAACACGGGAUCGUGCGAUUUUUAUUAGACGACCUCGGUCACUUUUAUCGACUCCGUCUCAUCGGAGACGGGGCAGUCAUUUUGUAGCAUCAGCAACUUAAACGGAUAUUCGUUAGAAAAAGUACACACGUACCGUGCUCAAACUCGACCAUGAUCUCUCGUCAAGCCGGCAACAUCCAAGAAGGAGGAUAACGCAGAUCGUCGCCAAUUCGACGGCACAUUUCGAUUCGGCUCGCAUUUUCCGCGCGGCGAGCACUCGACAUCCGGUUCCGAAAGUCGCGAUCACGCGACUGAUGCAAAUAACGUUUGGCGCGGAGGAGCCGCAGAGUUGCGUGUCCAGCCCUCGUUCGUUUCUUUCUUCGGCUACGUUCGCGUAUAAUAUAUAAGUAUCGAUACACUUCCACGUCCGCCCCAACCGGAAGCAUUAUAUGCAAUUUGUAUAACUGUACAUCCGUUAUCUACUCGGAGUUUCUAUAUAAUAGCAGAAAAUAGGAAGGCAGAGGGAAGGGAGGGAGAGAGGAUCUAUCUCGUUUUGUCGUUGUGAUAUAUUCUAUGCUAGCUAUAUCCGUUUAUCCGCGCGUGCACGGCAACGUGCACGCGUGCCUAUCGUUUAUUGCUGGAUCUUCAAGCCGCGCGGACAAACAGUAAGAAGAAUUGGCGCGUCCACGAUAAAAUGACGAGCAACUCUUCCCUAGAUAAGCGAGUAGUUAGGUGUAAAGCGAAACGAACUAAUUAGAUAAUUCCGUAAUCAAUUACCUAUACGAAUAGUUAACAAAAUAGUUCACACUAGGAGGUUUCGUGCGUGUCCCUCGAUACAAAAUUUAAUGGAGAUUCGCGAAUGAGAAUGAAAUUAUGUUACUUUCGGAUACGUGCAAUUGAACCGGCUAGUUUUAUAAAAUAUUAUAAAUUUUAUUCAUUUCUACAGUGAUAUCAAUGAUGAACGAUAACUUUAUGAUUCGUAAUGAUCUAUCAUGCGUUAAUUCCUUGAAAACGCGCGACGCAAUUUUAUUGCAAUUUUGUAAAAAUAUAUUUUAUACCUUGUCGCGAAAGCAUUCGGUACAACUAACAAAAUGCACAUUGACACACGCACGUCGCGUAGGACGCGCCAAUUUCUUGAAGACGCUACGAUCGACCAUUAUAUCCGACUAGAAAUUUAUCCAGUGGUCCUGAUCAGGUUGACCUUAUUUUAUUAUCAGGUCCUGAUAAGGUAAAUUCAUCGGGACCUGAUCAGUCAUGUAACGCAACACAAUAGUUAGGUCCUUAUCUGGAUAUCCUCAUCAGGUUUAUAUCGGGUUGAAUUAUUAAAUCCUUACUACCCAGACAGCACCAAGUCGUCUAAAGGAUUACUAAAACUUGAUAUUUUCGGUGAGUGUAAGAGUCCUUAGAACAUGUACUACUAGUAUAUGUUCUAAGUAAGAGUCCAAAA